Messenger RNA from Microplitis demolitor, 3124 nucleotides. Its product is annotated as TBC1 domain family member 25. Gene Ontology annotation, cellular component: autophagosome. The transcript has 7 exons. The coding region runs from base 406 to 2991 and encodes 861 amino acids. NCBI's taxonomy places the organism in Eukaryota, Metazoa, Arthropoda, Insecta, Hymenoptera, Braconidae. The record is from RefSeq and is a predicted model, not a curated record. Gene Ontology annotation, biological process: activation of GTPase activity; regulation of autophagosome maturation. Gene Ontology annotation, molecular function: GTPase activator activity.
AUUCUUCGAUAAUUUUCACGUAACAUUUCUUUUUAUCAACAAUAAGUCAUGUAGAUAAUCUGUGUUUUUCCAAUAACAAUAUAACUCAUUCUGUACACAAAAUAUAGUAGAUAUAGAUAUAUAGUUUAAUUUAAUGAUUUUCUGUCGGGUACCAAAUAACUGAUUAAAUUAUUCAAAAAACCGUAAAUAUAAAGAGCCCAUGAAUCACCGUGAUUAAAAUGAAAUGAAUCAAUAAUAUUUUUGAAUUAACAUUAAAAGAAAAACAAAAAAAAAUCCAAAUUAAAAUUUCAAAUAGUAAUAAGCAAUAAUUGACACAAAUGCAACAAUGUGUUGGUGUUCUAAAAUAAAAAUUAAAAAAAAAUUUAAAAAAAAUAAUUAGCAAGAAAAUAUUAUUAAUAAUAUAAAAUGACUGAGAUGUUUGGCUCUCCUCGUGAGGCCGUAAGAGUUAAAGUAAAGAAAUGUGAGACAAGACAUCAACCAGAAUACAGAAAAUUUAGUGUUGAUCCACAAAUAACAUCAAUUGAAGUAUUACAAAGUAUAUUAAUUAAAGCGUUUGAUAUAAAGGGAGAAUUUACUGUAUCAUAUCGGGCGAUAGAUGACUAUGGCGCAGAGACUUAUUUAUUUUUACUUUCCGAUUGGGAUUUGGAUGCUGCAUUUAUCAGUGCUUCAGAGCCUUACUUAUAUCUUCAAGUAAAUUUAAAACCUUUUGGAGAAUCUGGUGAUUGUAGCUGCGAUUGGGAACAAAAUAAUCAAGAAUUAACGAUAAAACAUCAAGAAUCUAGUUUUCCAUACAAAACUCCAAAAUUUCCAGGUCUAAUAAUGAAUAAAGUAGAAAAAACUUUAAAUAUGGUUCAACGAGCACUAGGUAAUUUAGCAGAAGAAUCUUCUCAACAAAAUAUUCAACCACCACGACCACCAUUAACUGACGCCGAAUUCCGACGAUUUCUUGAUCCAAUUGGUCAAGUAAUACAUUCAAAAGAGUUAAGAGCUGUUAUUUAUUUCGGAGGUAUUGAACCAAGUCUAAGAAAAGUUGUAUGGAAACAUAUUUUAAAUGUUUAUCCUGAUGGAAUGUCAGGUCGAGAAAGAAUGGACUACAUGAAACGAAAAGCUCAAGAAUAUCAAUCACUUCGAGAAAGAUGGAAGACCCUUAUGCAAAAAGGUCAGAAUGUCGGUGAUUUAAGUUACGUAACAAGCAUGGUUCGCAAGGAUGUUUUAAGAACUGAUAGACAUCAUAAAUUUUACGGUGGAUCAGAUGAUAAUCAAAAUACUGCAAGUCUAUUUAACAUUUUAACAACAUAUGCACUGAAUCAUCCAAGUGUAAGUUACUGUCAGGGUAUGAGUGACCUUGCGUCUCCACUAUUAGUAAUUAUGCGUGAUGAAGCACAGGCAUAUAUUUGUCUUUGUGCUUUGAUGAGAAGACUUAAAGAUAAUUUUAUGCUUGACGGUAUUGCAAUGACAACUAAAUUUACCCAUUUAGCAGAAGGUCUACAACGCUAUGAUCCUGAUUUUUACGCUUAUCUUAAAUCUCAUCAAGCUGAUGAUUUAUUAUUUUGUUAUCGUUGGUUACUAUUAGAAAUGAAACGUGAAUUUGCAUUAGAAGAUGCUUUGAGAAUGCUUGAAGUUCUUUGGGCUGCUCUUCCUGCUUCACCUCCCAAAGAUGAACUUCAUCUUGCUGAAGUUCCAUUCCCACCACCAACACCACCACCAAGUCCAAAAAUCAAACACAUUAGAGAAAACGCAUACACUAAAGUUUGUGCUAUCAGACGACUUAGUUCAUCUGCUAGUAUAGCCAGCGGAAAAAAAAAAAUUCAUGGUUUAGAUGAACAAAGUGAAUCUAGUAUAAUUGAAAAUAGAUCAACAUCACCAAAAAUGAUUGAAACUGAGACAGAUGACGAAAUAACAUCAAAUAAAAAUCGCAAAAAUAAUACAACAAUAGAUAGAUUGUCUAGUAAAGAAACAUUAGAUGUGAAAUCAAAAAUAACGUCUAAUUCUUUUGAAAUAAAAACCGUAAAAUCAAUUGAAGAAACAAAAAUUAACGAACUAACAGAAAAUGAAAAAAAAUGUGCCAGAGUUGUAAAAAAUCUGAAUGAAUUUCUUAAUUUUACAUCUUUAAAUCGAAGUAAAGUAGGUCCCAGUGAUAAACAUGAACUUAAACGAGUAUCAAGUGAGAAUGGUGUUAUUCGAGUUGUACGGGAUGAUGCUGGUUCACCAGAUGAUCCAACAGAUUUUUAUCCAAUGACUACUUCAAUGACGAGAGAAUUGAGAUUAGAAUUAGAAUCAUUAGACCGACAAGUUUUUGGUUCAUCUAAUUCGAAUGAAGCUAACAGUAGUAAUAGUGCUACGAAUAAACAAGAUACCGAAGAGCCUGAUAGUGAAACUGAAUUUGAUACUGAAAUAUCGAGAUGUAGUCCAGCAGCUGAUGUUUUUGUUUGGGAAAAUCCAUUGCAUUCAUUACAAAAUAAAAAUUCAACUUUUGCAACUACUCCCGAUGAACCACCAGAAAUGGAAUAUGAUGGUGAAAUAUUGGAAGAUCAAAAUGGUGUAAAGUCUGUUACUCCUAUCAGACUUUUGAAACGUACUGCUCGGUCGGACUCUAUAUCUGACAAUGAAUGUUCUGAUAAUUAUCAAGAAAGUGCUGUGGCCUUAGAUAAUCAACUAACUGUGACACAAGAGCAAUGUGAAGAAGCAACAGAACUGACAGCAUUAAUACCAGCCGGAACAUUGGAAGAUCAAUUAACCGGUUUAUUGCCUCCACCAUCCGAAUUCGGUGGUGGUAAUCCUUUUCUUAUGUUUUUAUGUAUUACAAUGCUUUUACAACAUCGCGAUUUUAUUAUGCGUAAUCAAAUGGAUUACAACGAAAUGGCAAUGCACUUUGAUAAAAUGGUGCGACGCCACAAUGUUGCUCGGGUACUUUCACAAGCAAGACAAUUAUUUGCUGGUUAUUUAAGAAGAUAUUCUACCCCUGGUCGACCUGACUUUGUCAGUGUUUAAUAAAAUAUUCAGUGGCAUUGUUUUUUUUUUGUUUUUUUAAAUGCGUUAACAAUUAAAAUAAAACGUAUAACAUAAUUAUAAACAAAAUAUGUAUUAGUGCGAUAUCAUGUAUCAAUAAAUUAAAAUCUUCCCU